Diorhabda carinulata is the source of this 972-nucleotide messenger RNA. RefSeq names its product enhancer of rudimentary homolog (gene e(r)). The transcript is spliced from 3 exons. The coding region runs from base 277 to 588 and encodes 103 amino acids. NCBI's taxonomy places the organism in Eukaryota, Metazoa, Arthropoda, Insecta, Coleoptera, Chrysomelidae. The record is from RefSeq and is a predicted model, not a curated record.
AUUUUGCUCUGUGAUAAAAAAUUAAAUAUUCUAUCUAUAUUUUGCAUUAAAUUAUUUACAUUAAAUCGUAGUUCUGGAUUAAGAUGACAUCAUAAUUCGGACAUUAAUAACUUUUUAUUAGCUAGUUAGAUAGAAUCGACUCCGGAAAAAUUGGUUAACAAUUUAGUAUAUUGUUGUAAAUGACAUUAAAAAAAAGAAGAAGCAAUUCCAGACUUAUCAACAAAGUUAGCAACGAUCAAACAAUCUAACUUUUGCCUAUAGUAUAAAAGUAUAAAUAUGGCACAUACUAUAUUGUUGGUGCAACCAGGUACAAAUCCUGAAACUCGAACCUACUCAGAUUACGAAUCUGUAAACGAGUGUAUGGAAGGUGUUUGUAGAAUUUAUGAGGAACACUUGAAAAGGAGGAAUCCAAAUACCCCUACAAUUACUUACGACAUCUCCCAACUGUUUGAUUUCGUAGAUCAGCUUACCGAUUUGAGUUGCCUCGUAUAUCAAAAAUCAACGAAUACGUACGCCCCUUAUAAUAAGGACUGGAUUAAAGAAAAAAUUUACAUAUUACUACGACAGGCAGCGGGACAUGAAAUAUAAUGGAAAAGGGAUUAAUUUAAACAUCUAUAAUUUGUUAUAUUUUGUUUAAUUUUUUUUAUAAUGUAAUGUAAGCAGAGGUAAUUUAAAUUUUGAAACUACAAUUUAUUCAUUGACUGUGAUUGUUCAACUGUAUUAAAUUCAACAACAAGUUAUAAUCCACAUAGUUUCUAGUUAAACAUUUCAUAAUAUAACGAUAAGUAAAUAUUUUAAUAUUUAUUUUAACUUUGCUUAAAAAAUAAUGAAAGUACCAUUGAAAAGUCACAUUUAUUUUAAAUUUCAUUAUUAAUGAUUAUAAUAUAGGUUUAUUUUUUUCUAAGUGAUAAAAUUUGUGAAUUUUUCAAGUUUAUUCAUAACCUCAACUCAAAUUAAAGGAAUUAUUAUUGA